GAGGUGCACGCGCUGCAGCAGCAGCUGCGCGGCGCCGCCGCGGACGGCGUGCCCCCGGCGCCCAGCGAGCCGUCGGCCAGCCCGCCUCGGGCCCAGCCGGCCGCAGGCCCGGCCGUGCAGGAGCCGUGCAGCUCGUUCAAGGCCGCGGGCAGCCAGGGCAGCCUCAGCAGCCCGCCGGCCAGCCCGCUCGGUUCGCGUGGAUCUUUGCCGAGUCCCUUCGCCAGAGGCAGAGGCGUUAUUGGCUGCGGAGGUGCAUCCCUGUCGGACAGGUUGGCCAAUGUGCAUAAGGGCCAGUUCCAUAUUGGGAUGGAGCCGCCUCGGCGAGAAGUGCUCGAGAAGGGCCGCCUGUGGCACCUCGUCAAAAGCGCGUGGUUUGAGUUGUUGUCUGGCACAGCGAUCUUCUUGAACGGUGUGGUCAUGGCAAAACAGGCUCAGUACACAGGAUUUGACCUAGCUGAGUACACUGGGCAUGCGAGUAAAAAUGGGCCUGCCGCACGAAUAUGGCCCCACGCCGCACAGAUGUUUGACAUUGCGUACUGGGUUUUUGGGGUUUUCUUUCUGUUCGAGGUCGUGAUCAAGAUUGCGGGACUGCGCGGCGAGUUCAUCAGGGACGCAUGGAAUUGGGUUGAUGCGUUGAUUGUUCUGUUCUGGCUCCUGGGCGCAAUUUUCGACUCGGGUGUGAAUGCCCAGUUCUUGCGGCUGGUUCGUUUGGCAAGACUUGUUCGGCUCAUCCGCCUUCUGAAAUUCAUGCGAGGGCACUUGUCGGACAGCUUGUUUGUCAUGCUGGCAGCUCUCCAAGACUGCUUUGUAGCCACACUUUGGUCAAUCGUGUUGUUCGUUGUGGUUCAUGGAAUGCUAGGUAUAUGUCUCAACGAGGUCCUCGUGGAAUAUUACUUUCGUGACGAGGCCUUUGAUCUCGCUGGUCAACAGCAGGUAUACGAGUACUUUGGAUCUUUCUCGCGCUCAUUCCUCACGAUGUUCGAGUUCACGUUCGCAAAUUGGAUAACUCCUGCCAGGGUCCUAGUGGAGAAUGUCAACGAAGUGUUUAUAGUGUACGCAGUGCUGCACAAAUGCAUGCUCGGAGUUGCCGCAGUAGGCCGAAUUGGCGCAGUCUUCAUCCAGGAGACCUUUCAGGUGGUUCAGAUGGACGACGCUAUCAUGGUGAGGCAGGCGCUGAUGCGCGAGAAAUCUCACUCGGACAAAAUGCAAGCACUCUUCAGAGAGAUCGACAAGGAGGGACAUGGCUCAGUCAAUAUGGAAGAGUGGGAUGCGAUAUGCGACAACGAGUGGGUGCAGAUCUGGCUGCGUGCUCAAGAUAUCAAGGCCCAGGACGCAACCAGCCUGUUUAGGAUGAUAGACGAUGGCAGCGGGCUGCUCACCGCCGAGAAGCUCGUCAAGGGCACGGCUACGCUGAAGGGCACAUCUUCUGUCAUGACCAUACUGCGGGAGCUCCGCGAGACCAGGGAAAGCGUGCACGGGAUCAAGAGUAAGCUGGAAGCUGGCCUGGUUUAGACGCUGGGUACGAGUCGCUAUUUGUAGGGACAUGGGAGAGGGGUGGCGACCCAGAUCUCUCACGCCAUGACAUUCUCUCACACUGUGGAGGGACAUCAUUAGUGGCUCUGGUUGCACUGCAGAAUUGAAGGAUCUGCUCUGCACAGUGUGCUCGCUGUGCUCUUCUUCUCUUCGCCGGGCACCCUAUCAUAUGCGCAAGGAAGUAGCACAGCGUACGUCGAUCACAAUGCCUGUGGAUAGCUGUGCAUUUCACGGCGUCCUCCGACAUCGCCGGGCUCGACCCACGAGGGCCCGGCAGGAUAUCUUAGCUUCCCCCGCAGUUUCCCCGCUUGGCCCUCACCCGUUGCGCCCUCGACGCGUCAAUGCAUUCAUGAACGAGGAGGGCCGUUGCUGUCUCCCGCACGCUCGCGCUGCAGUGGUGCAGCGCCUGCGGCGGCUGGGGCUAGGUCCGCGACGAUGGCGAACGAGGCGCUCGCCAGCACAUGGCUUCUUCUCGGGACCACGGCCAGAAGUACGGUGGCUGCGAUGCACGCUGCUCGAGGCGGCUCACGGGCCCAAAUGCUUACGGUUCGCGUGCGCGCUGCGUUGAUGCUUCUUCUCACCAUGCGCUGUUCUGUGUGACCUGCUGCCUGCUCUUGCCCGCGCUGCAGAUUUGGCGAGCCACCCUGAGGCGCGCCAGUGCCAGGAGACUUCGUCGUCUCUUAGAACCAAAGACGGCACGAGGCGCCUGCAGCGAGCGCUGCACAAAGUGCCGCCCAGUUCGACCUGAGGAGGCCAACAGCCGAAUAAUUCGGUAGCAGAUCAUGGGAGCCUGGUACACCCUCUUCAGUUCCGCCCUCAGCGUCGAUAGGCGUCUGGGAGUCGAUGAGAUAGCGCCGAUCUAGCGUGGGUCAGCGUCGGCUUGGCGCCGAUUGGCGAGGAUUUAGUGUUGACCAGCGUCGAUUCGCACGAGCGGACAAGCUGGUAGGGGAGGCUCCCGUGAGAUGCUAUAGCACGAGGAGCACUGGGCACGUGCUGCCGGAGCUCGCGCGGACUGCCUGGAGCGGUGCCGCCUUCCCCCGGCGGCGCCGCCCACGAGCUCCCCGUGCGGACCUCCUCGAGUGCUCGUGCCCAUACCGCUGCCUGCUCUCCCCAGCAACUUUUCACUGGCUUGCUACGCUGCGCCGUGGAAUUUUCGUUGCGUCUCUUGCGCAGGAUGUGUCUCACGCCUCCACCAUUGAUUCAAGGCUUUCGUCGGCAUGGUGGAGUGGCCCCCUCUGUUGAGCUUGACCUUCGAUUCGAUGCAGCGGGUAUGAA
This is a messenger RNA of Prorocentrum cordatum, 2808 nucleotides long. The record is from the annotation of a GenBank genome assembly. Lineage: Eukaryota; Dinophyceae; Prorocentrales; Prorocentraceae.